Messenger RNA from Miscanthus lutarioriparius, 870 nucleotides. The record is from the annotation of a GenBank genome assembly. NCBI's taxonomy places the organism in Eukaryota, Viridiplantae, Streptophyta, Magnoliopsida, Poales, Poaceae.
AUGGCGUCUCUGGCCCUCCACCCCAUCAUCCCGGCCACCGCCGCUUCAUCCACGACCCUCGCGGUCGUCGUUGGCUCCCGCGCCCGCCACGCUGCCACACUCCACCGCGGCUUUCGCCCGCGGCGCCUCAUCACCUGCAAGGCGGAGACGAGCGGCGGCAACAGCACCCUGGAGCUGGCCGCAGGGGCAGCCGGGUUGGCAUCGAGCGCGGUCGUGGCGUGGUCCCUCUACACGCUGAAUACGACGGGGUGCGGCCUCCCUCCAGGCCCCGGCGGCGCCCUCGGCGCGGCGGAGGGGGUCAGCUACCUCGUCGUGGCGGGCCUACUCGGGUGGUCGGCCACCACCAAGGUGCGCACUGGGUCGGGCCUCCCGGCUGGCCCCUACGGGCUCCUCGGCGCUGCUGAGGGCGUUGCCUACCUCACCAUCGCGGCCAUUGCCGUUGUCUUCGGCCUGCAGUUCUUGCAGCAGGGGUCCAUCCCGGCGUUGGGCUUCGACUCCAACUUUGACAUCAUUGGCUAUGCCUUUGUCAAAACAUCCCGCAAGGGGCUUUGCCAUCGGCUUUGCCGUAAUCGACAUCGCCUUCUCCACCAAUUUAGAGCAGGGGAUCGCCUCAACAUCUUCGACUUUGCCUUUGCCAACAUUUUGGAGCAGAGGAUUGCCAUUGGCAUCUUUGACUUCGCCUUCGCCAUCAACUGGAGUGGGGGGAUCUCCAUCUAUGAAAUAUGUGACAUCAACCACGUCUACGUCAUUUACUUCAAGCAAGCACGCGAAAGAAUUUCUAAAAAGCGCCAACCAACAAGAGGGACUGGCGAGGAGCUCAAUGGACAAGCAAUCCACUCAAAGACAAAACCCUUUGCUUGGGGCCUGUGA